AUCACUAAUUUGUGAUUUGCCUAAUAUGCUACUCCCCUCCCUAUGUUGUAUUGAAACAAUUACAUUAUUUGUGGUUAAUUGUUUACCUAAUAAUGAAUUAAAUUAAACAAUAUAAUCAAUGAAAUUAUGAGUGAAAAAACCUCCAAACAAAUGGUACAAUAUAUGUUCUCUAUUAAAGUUAUUGCAUUGUUGAAACUCUAAGUUUAUUAUUUGAAUAAAAUAUGUUAGAUUCUUCUCCUGAAGAUGAAGAUUUUCCGGGACGCCUUUUACACCAGGCUGCCUUGUGGGAUAACACGGAAUUACUUGAAGAUUUAUUAGCGGGGGGUCAACAAAAUUUUAUAAAUUCUCAAGAUAGCUGGGGCAGAACCCCAUUACAUGCAGCUGCUAUAACAGAUAACUCUAAAUGUCUCCAACUACUUUUAAAUUCGGGAGCUGACCCAAACGUACAGUGUGGAUCGAGAGGAGACAACAAAACACCUUUACAUUUAGCAGCUGAAUAUGGUCAUGCAAAAAAUGUUUUAUGUUUGCUACAACAUAAUGCCGAUUUAACAAUCAGAGAUUCUAAGGGAUUAACAGCUAUUGACCUUUCUGAGAAAUUUGGACAUACGCAGUGUGUAACUGCUCUUAAAAAUGCUUUGGAUGAAAAAGAAAAAGCUAGACUAGAAAUACACGCAGCUAUUCGGGAUGCAGUCAAUCAAGGAGAUGCCAAUUCAGUACAACAACUUUUAUUAUCUCUACAAAAUGAUGCAGAACUUAUUAUUAAUAUGGCUCCUAGUGGAGCUAAUACUCUCUUAUUCACAUCUUGUCAAAUAGGUAACAAAGAAAUUGUGAAAAUAUUACUGGAUCAAGGUGCAGAUGGUAGAUGUCAUUCCGUAACGAAAUAUUCUCCAUUAUAUAUAGCAUGUUAUAAUGGGCACCGAGAUAUUGUGGAGCUUUUAUUAUUAAGGUUUCCAGAAUUGGUACAGAUACACACGGUUGAAAGAUGGUUGCCGAUACAUGCAUGUUGUAUAAAUGGACACGCCAGCGUGCUGGACCUUUUAUUUCAUUUCCCAUAUCCGACUCAAGUACUGAGAAAGUACCGUGAUAAAAGUGAACAAUGGGAAUAUCUGAUGCCUUUUGAUAUCAACGAACGAGAUGCUACUGGACAGAAUAUUCUAUAUGUAGCUGCUUUACUUGGAAAUAAAAAAUUGAUAGACAUUAUACUAUCUUUUAGAGUGAAGGCUACAAGAAUAACUCCUUGUGAUGACGAUGAUUUAACACCCAGUUCAGAAACUGCCGCAAUCAUAAGUCCCAGCAGACGAAGGAUAUCCGAUGGUAUUAUAUCUAUAAUGUCGCGUUUAAAUUUCUCUAGAGAAAAUUCAUCAGAAAAUUCUGAUAAUGAUCCGAAUACAAAAAAGAUCUGUCCUUUGAGAAUUGAUACAUAUUGCAAUAAUAAUACAGAAACGGCCCUUCAUGCUGCCAUUAAGGGAAAACAGUAUGACAUAGUUUUUGCUUUGUUAAAAGCCGGAGCUAACGCUAAUGCUGUAAUUAAGGCUUAUCAUGACAUCAACGAGGCAGUUACAUGUUGUUCUCUUGAAGACGAUUCUAAUUUGGGACAAUCGACUGGUUUGGUAGAAGCUUGUCGAAAUAGAGACGUUCCGAUAGUAGAUUUGUUGUUAAAACACGGCGCUAGAGAUGAUGAAUGCAAAGCUCUAGCUGUUGCAGUUAAUAAUAACGACGAAACUCUCAUCGCUAAAUUAUUGUCCACCAAGGCUCAUCCGGAUCCAGAAUACAAAAUCAAUAAAAAAGCAAUGACAGAAAACGUAAAUUCGUCUCAGUUCACAAUAUUUUCCAAUGUCACAAAUCUAACAUAUUCAUCCCUGUUUCCAAAUACUCCUACUAUGAUCAAUUGGCACAAUCAAAAAUGUAAUUUAACUCAAAUAAAAACCCAAUGGCUUAUCGAUGCGGCACUACAUCUUAAUUCUAAACUAAAACAAAAUCCUAGAAAUUAUGAUAUUUCAUUAUAUGCUAUUACAAGAUUGGAUUUAUCUAAUAAUAAUUUAACAUCGGUACCUUUAGCCGUUUUCCAGUUAUACAGCUUAAGAAUUUUAAGCUUGGCACAAAAUAAGAUUGAAAAGUUGCCUGUCCCAAUUACUUCACCAACAAAAAAAGGAUUCAAACGCAAACAUAACGUUAACGAUCAAAAAUAUGCUUGCCCGGUUUUGGAAGAGUUAUUUUUGAAUAAUAAUAGAUUGGACCAUGUUCUGGAAUCAAUAUUUAAACUGCCAUCAUUAGUAACUCUUGUCGUAUCAAACAACAAAUUGCAGCAGUUACCUUAUGAAAUGUGGCUAGCGCCAAAAUUGAAAGAAAUCAAUGCUUCUUUUAACUUAAUCAGGGAAUUACCAUCAAGUCCAGUUGAGUGUAAAGAAGAAUUAGAUAGAAUGAGCAUAAGUUCAAGUGAUAGUCAGUUGUCGAAUCAUGCGGAACCUGAUUCUGAAUCUGAAUUAUCAGAUUUUGAUAUAGAAUCUAAACUGAAUCUAUCAGACGAUGGUAUUCACGCAGUGAGAUUUAAGAAAAAAGAACGAUCCUUUAUACAGAUGGAUCUAAUAAAACACCACAUUUGGAAUAAAAGCGUUGAAGUAACCGAACAAAUUCUCCAUAAUGAUGAUAGUUUAAAUGAAACCGCAUCUCAAUUAUCUUCGUUAAAUUUAGCUCAUAACCUUUUUACUGGCAUUCCUGUAGUUCUACCUUGUCUAGCAGUCAACCUUACUAGACUAAAUAUGGCUUUUAAUUCUUUAAGAUCAAUGUCGCAUAUAACAAGUUAUCCAAGUUCUCUUAAACAACUCGACUUGAGCCAUAAUCAAAUUACAGUAUGGCCCAGUUUACCACAAAUCGAAGCACAAGAUAACAUGGAACUUGCUAAUUUAGUUUGUUAUAUGAAUAUUACGGCGUUCAGAGGAAAAACUCCAGAAGUUAUUAUUAGAAGGCAACCAGGUAGGUCUUUGCGACACAGUGUUUUACAUUCGGUUUGUUCGCAUAGGAGGCAUUUGAGAUUAGAUAAUCUAAGAACUCUAAUUCUUGCCGAUAAUCAAUUGACCAGAAUUCAACUUGCUACAGAUGACGAUGGUGACAUUAGUAGUACCGAUGAUGAAGAUUUAGACAGGGGAACCCAAAUGGGAAAAUCUCGCUUAAUGUUUCCAAACUUAUCAAUGCUGGAUAUUAGUAAUAAUAACUUGAAGGAAAUUCCACCAAAUAUCAAUGAUCUAGCAAACUUAUCCGUUUUAAACAUCAGUGGAAACUUGGAUAUAAACGAGCUCCCACCACAAAUGGGUUUGCUAUCUCGUUUGUGGAAUCUAAAUACGCGCGGAACUAACCUUCAAGAUCCGUUAAAAUCUAUGAUAGAAAGUAAAAAAUAUAAAACUAUGGACAUAAUCGGUUAUCUAAAAUCAGUUUUGGAAGAUGCCAAACCUUACGCGAGGAUGAAAUUGAUGAUUGUCGGUGUGCAGGGUAUUGGAAAAACGAGUUUAUUGGAACAACUGCGUCAAGAAGGUGUCACGAGGAGACGACCAGAGCACUGGGCAAAAAGAAUGGGCAAUAAAAGUAUUAACGCCAAAACUUCUAGAGGUACAAACAUGUCUACUGUAGGUGUAGAUAUUGGUGACUGGGUUUAUGAGAAAAAAGUAAGGCUUCAAUCGUCACACGGACCUGUGGUAUUUAGAACGUGGGAUUUUGGAGGCCAAAAAGAGUAUUACGCCACUCAUCAAUAUUUUCUAUCAAAAAGGAGCUUAUAUCUUGUCGUUUGGAGAAUAACAGACGGCCACAGAGGCAUAAACGAAAUCUUACAGUGGCUUGUUAACAUUCAAGCAAGAGCUCCCAACUCUCCCGUUAUAAUAGUAGGCACUCACUAUGAUGUUAUUCAGGAAUUCAACCCAAAUAUAUCUGAAGAGUAUCAGCAGAUCAUAAGAGAUAGGUUUAUUAAUGUAGUAGAUGCAGAAAAAUGCGGAUUACCCAGAGUUUUGGAUACAAUUGAAAUAAGUUGCAAAACUAGACACAAUAUAAAACUUUUAUGCAACUUGAUAUAUGAUACAGUUUUCAGCUUGAGACCUCCAGGUAGCAAGGAAUUACUUUUAGAACAAAAAGUUCCUGCUACUUAUCUAGCUCUGGAAGAUGUUAUAAAUUAUAUAGCAGCUGAAAGGAAAGCGAAUGGUUUAGAUCCAGUAUUGAACGCUGAACAAUAUAGAAAUUUAGUUACGACAGAAAUGCUACAAAGAUAUAAUAAAACAUUUAGAGAUUGGUCGGAGCUACAUCAAGCAACGUUGUUCCUACAUGAAAACGGAGUACUAUUGCAUUAUGAUGAUGCAACGUUGAAGGAUCUAUAUUUCCUUGAUCCUCAAUGGUUGUGUGAUAUGUUAGCACACGUUGUUACUAUUAGAGAAAUAAAUCCAUUUGCCCGUACAGGUGUUAUGAAGCUAGAAGAUUUGAAACAUGUAUUCAAAGCUAGCAAUAUCGGACCCAUGGACACACGAGGGUAUAUCGUGAAUCUCCUGAAUAAGUUCGAAGUUGCUCUUACUUGGGAUUCAAGAACUCUUCUCAUACCUUCUUUAUUACCUUCAGAAGAAGACAUACUUAUGGCCCAAGUGUAUCCUGGACAGUUUCACCCGAUGGUAAAAGUGAAAGUACCACUACGUUCAAGAGGAUGGGCUGUGAGAAAUAAAAAAAUUAGUGUAUCACCAAAAUCAGUUUUGUAUAGAGAUUCUAGUGUUCAAAGAACGUUCGAAAUGAGUUUACCGCCUGGAAUGGCUUCGCCGGCAAAAGCAACGCAAGUAACAGAAGAAAUCGAAUACAAAUUGAAAUCGAAGUGUUCAGAUAAAUCCAUGACACGUUUACUUUUGAUGUCGUAUUUUCCUUCUGGUUUUUGGUCACGUCUUAUUUCACGCAUUCUAGCUGACGAUACAAUAAUUGACAUAAUUAGAUCUUUCUUCAUUUUACCAAAAGAAGUAGCUCAAGAUGUGCAUUUAGCUAAAAUUUUGGAUCUAAAAGCUGAAUGGAUUCUUUGGCAAACUGGGUUGCAAUUGAAAUAUGGAGAUAUCACAUUGUUCAGAAUGAAAGAGGUCUUACAUAAUUCUGCUGCAUACUACAAACAAUUGAAAUUCCGUUUGAAACAGGAAGGCGUAUGGUCCGAGGUUGAUUUUCAAAAUUCUUCUAUUUUAGAAAUACAUUUUCCAGUAGAAUCGUUAGUAGUUCAACCAGUAUUAAAUGAAAAUCGUUGUUUUGAAGACUAUAAGAUUAAAGAUGAAUUAAUAAUCGAACCGUCCACAGAAUGUACAGCACAAUUAUUGGCUUUGACUGUUGAUCAUAUUGAUAUUCUUCUAGAAGAUUGGUAUCCGACUUUAGGUACACGAUUUGUUCAUACGUCCGAAGGAAAAUUUUUAAUAACACGUUUAAUUCCAUGUCCAAAAUGUUUGAACGUUUAUAAUGAGACUGAACAAAAUACACACGAUUUUCCGUCUUCCAGUUCGCAUUUUCUAGAAACGCUUCAUCAAGAACCUGAUCACGCAGCUAAUCAAGAUCUCCAUAGAAUCAGAAAAUCUCAAGAAUCUUACACAUCGGAAUGUGACAGUGGAGUUGGUCCCGACUCAACAGGCUCUAGUCGAAUCCCUUCUGUAGAAGGACACCCUUCAGUUCAACAAGAAGAUAAACUGGUAAUAUAUUCUUGGAUGGUAGAAGAAUGUAUUUUAGAAGCAUACGGAAGUAAAAAAGUUGUUUGUCCAGUUCAUGGUGAUUGUUCAUUAACGUUAAUUGCAGGGGAUACGAUGUUCAUGGAUUUAGGAGAACGUUACAUUAUCAGACCAGAAAAUAUUAAGAAAGGAAAACUACUAGGCAGAGGAGCAUUUGGCUUUGUAUUCAAAGGUACUUGUAAAAUACGUGGUUCAAAUGCUACAAUGGAUGUGGCAAUGAAAAUGUUGCAGCCUGUUCAACCCGGCCCCAAUGCUCGACAAUCCGCGAUUAUAGCAUACAAAGCAGCUCAAGGUAAAUGGGAUAGAGAUCCAUUACAAUAUGCGUGUAAAGCUUAUUGUACAGCAAGACAAGAACUGAAUAUACUACUGUCGCUAAAACAUCCAAAUAUCGUACCAUUUGUAGGGGUAUGUACUAGUCCAUUAGCUUUGGUUUUAGACUUAGCACCACAAGGAGCGUUAGACUUGGUAUUAAGGCAUUAUAGACGUUCUGGGGCCAAAGUAGGACCUUAUACUCUACAGGCUAUCAUUCUACAAGUAGCCAAGGCAAUUGAAUAUCUCCAUAGACAACAUAUCAUUUACAGGGAUCUAAAAUCUGAAAAUGUAUUAGUAUGGGAAAUGCCUCCACCAUUUGUCGAUCAUCCUGAUCAUCCAGUACAUAUAAAAGUUGCAGAUUAUGGAAUAAGCCGUUUAACUUUACCAUCAGGAACAAAAGGAUUUGGAGGAACUGAAGGUUUCAUGGCUCCCGAAAUAAUGAGAUAUAACGGAGAAGAAGAGUAUACUGAAAAAGUGGAUUGUUUUUCAUUUGGAAUGUUUAUAUAUGAACUACUUACAUUGCAUCAACCAUUUGAAGGUCACGAAUCAGUAAAAGAAUGUAUUUUAGAAGGAGGAAGACCAGCUCUUUCAUACAGGGAAACCUUGUAUCCCAGUUACUUUUUGGAUCUCAUGGUCCUUUGUUGGUCCCAACAGCCUAAAGAUAGGCCCUCUGCAAGUCAGAUUGUGUCAAUAGCGAGUGCUCCUGAAUUUACACAUUUGUGUGACGUUGUUUCUUUAAAACAUCAGGCUCCAGUUGUCGCAACAACUAGUGCAGCUCUUACACAUAUCACAGAAGAUGGUUUGAUCGGCUCAGAAAUGUGGUUAAUGUGUGCAAAUUCGAGAAUAGAUUUACUAUUAGCAGCAGAAAGGGGAUGGCUUCAAUACCAUACGAUGACACUUCCUAUUAAAGCUACUGCAGCAUGUACUGUAAAUGAUUCGGUUUGGAUUGGAGAUUUUUCUGGGAAAAUACAUGCUUAUUCUUCUAAUGAUGGUAGGAAACUGUUUUUCUAUACUUUAGAAAAUGAACCGAACGCCCAAGUAGAAUCCUUGUUAUACCUACCUGCAUUAAAAAGGGUAGCAUGUGCUUUAUCAAACGGUCGAUUGUUUUUGGUAAAUUCAGAAUCUAAACCUCUAACACCAACAGCUGCAGAAGGUUCAUUUGUUAUGACUGAACUUGGGUCUAUGUCAGUCAUAAAUUGUAUGUGUGCAGUUUUUGAUCAAAAGCAGAGCUUUUGUGAGUUAUGGUGUGGCGAAUCAGACGGUCAGAUAUCUAUCUACACAGUUAAAGAUCAUGUUGUAGCCAAUCAUGAAGUAGUCAAUCAUUACCAACCAAUAAUCGAAAAAGUUGACGUUAUGAAUAUAAUUUCUGUAGAGAGUAACGUUUGGUCUUACGUGAGACCAGGAUGUAUCGUAUACCAAUGGGAUUCUAAAACAAAAAACAUUGUUAAUAAAUUGGAUUGUUCAAAACUAGUACCUUGUUCGGAGAGUUUAAAAUCUAUUGCCAUUGAAGAACAUUUGAGUCCCACCAAUUGUCAGGUAACAAGUCUAGUAUCUCUUAAUGAUGAACUGUACAUAGGAACAACCUGGGGUUGUGUGAUAAUAGCAGAGCGUUUUACUCUCCGUCCAAUUACAAUAUUUCGACCAUAUGAAGAAGAAAUAAGAGCGAUCGUUCCUCUUCACACCGGAAAAGGAAAUUCUGGAAACUGUAAUAAAGUUCCAUUGAUUGCUACAAUUGGAAGAGGAUACCGUAAUUUAUUAGCCAGAUAUACAGACGUACCUAUUGCGACUGGUACUCCUCUUCCAAGCCCCAUGAUGGGUACAGGUGUUUCUCAAACUGUUAAACCAAAUAUGUUUGUUUUGUUAUGGAGGGCAGAGCAUUGGAAUGCCAUUUGAAAAAAAAAAUGAUAAUUUCCUGUCAAAUUACUUUAUCAUUCCUGGAAGGGAGGCUUAUAUUAAAAUUAUGAUGAGAUUAUGCGAAAGAACAAGUAAAUAUUGUACCUGUUAAUUCUUUUUAUAGUUGCAAAGUUUUUUUUGUAUAACUGGUGAAUGUUCAAAGAAAUCUUUUUACAUGACAUGAAUCACUGAAUGUAAAAAAAUAUGCAAUUAAAAAUUGUGAUUCUAUUCUUAAUAUUAAACAAAUACAUUUUUCGGUCUGCUAAAAGUUUUCAUAUAGCUUGUAGUCCGACUACAAAUUUAAGGAGUCAUUAUCAAUCAAAUCAAUACAAAUGAUAAAGGAUCUCUUUCUGUUUAGGUGAACUUACAAAACCGAAUAGUUUAAAUGUUUCAAAACAAAUGCUGUAUAUUUUUUAUUUUUGAAUUAUUAUUUGCCAAAGAACAAAUUGAUACUAAAAUCUAAGAAACCGAUUCAAACUUAAUUUGUCUCAAUUUACAUCAAGUUGAGAUAAUAAAUGGCUGCUGGCAGGAAAGGAUUAAAUGGAGAAAUCCAGAAAAAAAGAUUACAAAUUGUAUCUCUUGAAUGGAUUUUUGCAGGGUAGCAGUAUUGAGAAGAGAUAAAAUGGCUAAGGAAUUUUAAUUCAAGAUAUAGGUAGGUAGAAACGUCAAAUUGCACAUGCUAUUUUAAACGGAUUUAAUAAAAAAAAGACUUAAAAUCAUCGUGAAAAACAUAUAAAAAAGUAUAAGUGAAAAGUUAGAAAAUAUUCAUGCAAUAUAAUAAGAAAAAAAAAAGGUUUUUAGACUAGAUGAUGAAGUACACAGAGGUGAAUCAUAUAUGAUACCAAUAAGGACUUAUUCCAUUGAAACAGAGUAGAUACAUCAGAAUAUAGAUAAGAUUUCCAGCUGGACAAAAUAGAAAUGAAAUCAAAAAAUAACUUGCAAUUUAUAUCUAAACAACUGCAGGUUUAAAAGAGUUCUGAAAUAGGCUUGGUAUAUGAGAGGAAGAAAAAUUACACACAUGAUAUUAAAGUAAUGCAAGUUUUGAUAUUUUUAUUUAGUUUCUUUUAUCCAGUACUAUACUAAAUAUUAUGAACAGUUGCUUUCUAAUGACUGUAUGGAGGCAUACCAAAAAAUGUAUACAAUUAAUUGUGAUUUAUUUUCUUCUGAAGUGAAGCAACUAAAAUUGUAUUAUAGAUAAUUUUAGAUAUACAAUACGACUGUUGUUUAACAUAAACUGUGAUCAUACUUCUUGUCAUUUAUUUGAAAUGUAUUGAUGUUAUUUUGCCAAGAAUAAAUGUUUUUGCAUUUA
Diorhabda carinulata is the source of this 9231-nucleotide messenger RNA. It is a transcript of the gene Lrrk, whose product is annotated as leucine-rich repeat serine/threonine-protein kinase 1. Gene Ontology annotation, molecular function: ATP binding; protein binding; protein kinase activity. Lineage: Eukaryota; Metazoa; Arthropoda; Insecta; Coleoptera; Chrysomelidae. Gene Ontology annotation, biological process: protein phosphorylation. The record is from RefSeq and is a predicted model, not a curated record. The transcript is spliced from 35 exons. Bases 222 to 7922 code for a protein of 2566 amino acids.